This is a messenger RNA of Vigna radiata var. radiata (mung bean), 1198 nucleotides long. Its product is annotated as heme-binding protein 2-like. Bases 270 to 914 code for a protein of 214 amino acids. The transcript has 2 exons. NCBI's taxonomy places the organism in Eukaryota, Viridiplantae, Streptophyta, Magnoliopsida, Fabales, Fabaceae. The record is from RefSeq and is a predicted model, not a curated record.
UUUUCUUUACAAGCUGUGUAGCUGUUUCUUGUCUUUUAUUUGCCUAGUUUUUCACCCUUUCUUAUCCAAACCCUGGCGCUGAAGACAAAUAAUUCUGAUUGAUAUUGAAAUCUGCAACUCGGUAUACAAUCACUAGAAAUCAGAAUCAGAAGAAGAACAAAACAAUUGUCACAAAAGUCAACGGCUAAGAGCCUUGAUAAAAUGACAGAAGAGUUAUAUUGAGAAAAGGAGGAAGGAAAUAGCAAGAGAGAAGGGGAAAGGAAAGGAGAAUGAAGAAGGGAAUAACACUACUAACCAUAACAGUGAUCGCGAUAUGUUUGGCUACGGUUAGCAGUGCGCCGGAGUCCCCACCGUACACUGUGGUACACUCGCAGUCCGAUUUCGAGAUCAGGCUCUAUGGAACCUCCGUUUGGAUGUCUGCUCCCGCUCUCGACAUUUCCUUCGAGAAAGCCUCCUGGGACGGUUUUCACAGGUUGUUCCAGUUUACUGAAGGCGCCAAUCUCAAUUUCUCACGAAUCCCAAUGACCGUUCCCGUCUUGACCACCACCGUCCCCGGAGCCGGUCCCCUCCAGUCCCAAGGCUACUACGUUAGUUUAUACUUACCCGUUAAGUUCCAAGGAAACCCACCACUGCCGCUUCCAGAACUCAAUAUCAGGCCCUAUGAAUUCACCACCCACUGCGUUGCGGUUAGAAAGUUCUCUGGAUUCGCCAAUGAUGAGAGGAUUGUCAAGGAGGCGGAAAAGCUUGCCACCAGCCUCAGUCGCUCUCCCUGGGCGCAGUCCAAGACUCGCCGUGGUUACUCGAUCGCGCAGUACAAUACUCCCAUCCGAAUUGUGAAUCGCAAAAAUGAGGUCUGGGUGGACAUUGAUGCUCCUCAAUUAGGCUGUGAAUCGGUUGGGAUUUCCACGUAUUGAUAGAAGGAGUAUGGAAGAAUGGUUCGGUACUUGUGAAAGUGUUCUUGCCUGCUUCUUGUACAGGUCUGUCUAUGUUCAUAUUGUUUAACUGUCAUGAAAUAUAGACUUGUGUUGUUUCUUGAAAUAAUAGGAUCGCGUGAGAUUUUUCACACUAUCAUGUCUAUGGAAAACAGAUAGACUUCCUUGCACUGUGUCAGUUAUGUUAUGAUGGGAUCUGUAGAAGAAAAAUGUCACUUUCUUUUCUCUUUCAACUAAUCAAUUGUUAAACUUAGUGACAGUGAUUA